AUGGCCAUGGAAGGCAGCAACAUCAACAGCAGCCACAACAACAGCGAAGAAUUUGCGGUGGGUUGCUUGCUCUCUAUCAAAACUACAUUAGGCGAAGAAUUUGAUGGACAAGUCAUCACCUUUGACCGCCCUUCCAACAUCCUCGGAUCGAAACAUGGGCCGAAGAGAAACAUAAGGUUUUUGAAAGCAAAUUAUAUAAAGGAGUUUUCUUUUCUGGGUCAAGCUGAGGACCCACUUGACAUCAAGAAGUGUUAUAUUGAUCUCCAUAGUCUUCAAGCCAAGGAGGAAUUGGCUUUAAGGCAAGCAGAAGCAGAUGCUGAGAGGAUUGGAGUGGGUGUUACUGCUGAGGCACAAAGCAUUUUUGAUGCCUUGUCUAAGACGCUUCCAGUUGUCUGGGACAAAACAUCCAUAGUUGUGAUGAAUGAAGUUCGUGUUAGUAGUCCAUACCUACCCGAAUGUGUCAGUGGAGGAACUCCUGCUGCUAAUGACAGGGUGAAGAAAGUGCUUGAGUUGGAGAGGAAGAGGUUGCAAGCUCGUGGUGCCAUGUUCUGGAGCAAAGCACAGGAGUUUAGUUUCGACCUGUCUCAGUCAGGUUGUUUAAUGGGAGAAGGUAGAAUGCAAUCCCUUGGGAGCACUGUUGUUAAACCUGACCAGGCUGGUUGGACUGAAACCCAGAACUAG
Molecule: messenger RNA, 681 nt
Organism: Dovyalis caffra
Lineage: Eukaryota; Viridiplantae; Streptophyta; Magnoliopsida; Malpighiales; Salicaceae
Source: the annotation of a GenBank genome assembly